AUACGAGAGUGGCCGAAAGCCAGCCGUCGAGAUGCCGCAAAGGUUUCUGGGUAUGCGGAGGGAGCCAUAUUUUUCCAAUAUCAGUUACGCGAAAACAGCGUACGCAUAGCAUCUGCAGAAUGGAGUUUCGUUCAGUAGCCUGUGUCGAGGCAGUGUUUUACACAAGAAAGUGAUUACGAGCCAGACGACGAGAGAUCAGUGCAAGAAAGCAAGGCAACUGUGCUAGUCAGAACAUAAUAAGCCGACGUUUUCAAUGCGAUCAAGAAGUGAGGUUCGGUGAAAACGAUGAGCGCGGCCCGCGCAGGUGUUCGAGUCGAGAAGAGGGUUAGUUAACUUAACCCGAGUUCGUAACCGCGACCGGUGGUAGUGGUGGUAAUACUAGUGGUGGUGGUGGAGGUAGCGGAGGUGGUGGUGGUGGUGCUACUGCUGCUGUGACGAUGACACAGCGUCAUAACACGACGUACGUCCGUCCGUGCGAUUUAACGCGAAUUGUUACGGCAAUAUAAAGUGUUUUUUGUACCGAGAGUGCAUUCGCGCCAUUACCGAUCGAGCAAGUCGUGGCUCGGUCACGAUUAACCUUAAUUUAUUCAGUGUUGAAGAUGAUGGUUUUUAUUUUGUAGUGGGUGAACGAAGAUUUGGAGUAUCGUAUUUUUUUUAGUGACAGUGGUUUAUGGAUGACAUAAUUGUGUGUCAUUCAUAGUUCCUUCGUUGAAAAGUGCGUACAUGUGAAACGGAGCAAUCAGAACUGCGACCGCGAAUAACGCGACGGGACCGUGGCAAUGACACAACGACCUUAACGACUUGACUUUCUUGUAACGUUAAAAUAAUUCUUCUUUAUAAGUAUUAAGUUUCAUCACCAAAGUCGAAGUGAAACGUUGCUCGUCGGCAUCCGUAACGUUUCAGAUAUUUCUUACGGUCAAGAUAAUUUUUCAGUGUAAUCUACACGCGUCACGAGUAACAGCGUGUUCAAGAGUUUAGGUUAGUCGAAUGCUUGGCCCCAUUGUGUUGUUCCGACGCGACCGGAUUGGUGAACAAGACAAACGAGUGAGCUGUCGCUUUAUAAAUCGACCUUGCGAAUGAAAGCAGAAGCGUAAUUUCCUAAUAAACAGUGUUAUUCGCUUGUUAUCCGUCAAAGCGGUGCAGGGUAUAAAAGUUUCAAGGAAUUUAUUUCUACCAUUGAUUUUACUGUAAAUAUCGCCAAAUUUAUUUAAACAAAUAUGAUUUAUAUACUUGAAAUAAGUAAUUCUUCGACCGCACAGUGCUCGUUUACGAUAGAAAUUUGUGAACCGGUAUAAACAUUUCCAGAGGAACAUGAAUUAAUGCUGUUAAUAAAAACAUCGUUUCAGAAUGAAAAUAAAUUGACCAAACGAAGAGUUUUCGACGCGCUGUAUUAUUUUUUUACAUUUUUCAACCGUUCAAAGAAUAAAAGCUAACAUCAAAAUUUUUCUUAUAAUCUCAAAUUCAGCAAAAUUUCAAACAAUCAACAAGGUUACUAGCAUGAUAAAGUGUAUCGAUCCGAAAAGAGAGGUUAGACGGGCAUUGACCGGUGAAUAGUUGGUGUCUGUCGUCGUCGGAUAUUCUCCAAUUUCAAAAUCUUAGCACCGUUAUCGUAUGGCGGCGAUCAGCUGCGAGGGAAGUGUUUCCGAGCAUAUGUGUAACUUAAAAAUUUUCAACGAGAAUAGUUAAGAGUGAAAGAACAGCUGGUGAACUAUCCAUCUGGCAUGCCCUACGCGGUGAAGCCGAGGAUGUCGAGGAGCAACGAGAACCUGCACGACAGCUGCGUGAUUGUAAGCAUCGGUGAGCGUGCGUGGCCAGGAAGAACGACCGAGAGAACGCGGUGGGUUUCGGCAGUGGCAAGCGCGUGAUUAUUUCCGUUUACGGAGGAUGCGGCAAGACCUUGAGGUAUCUACACGUAGGCGUUCUACCUGCGUUCCAGUGAUGUCGGUGUCGGGGUUACUUGCAGCGCUGCUGGACCUGGACCAUGGCCGGCAAGCCUGAGCAGCCGUCCACGCACCCUGCUCCCCCGAAUCACGGUCAUCAUCAUCAUCAUUAUCAACAACAGCAACAGCCACAACAACAACAACAGCAACAACAACACCAACAUCAAGAGCAGCAGCAACAACAAGUGCAUCCUCAGCACGCACAAGGAAUUCAACAAAAUAGCGUUCUAGUCUACGUUUCGGGGGAGAAUUUUGCGUACGCGACGGCGGUCGGUCAGAAUGCCGCCGCCGCUGCUGCUGCCGCUACCGCAGUUGGCUAUCAGUCUCCGCAGCAGGCGACGUACGCCGGCAUUUUGCCGCCGCAGGUGGCGACGGCGGCGGCGACGUUUCCCGCCAAAACCGCCAUAUACUGUAAUGAUAACAGCGGUGUCGUUGGAGGCACGGCUAACAACUGUUGCCGGCUAAAGCCGCUCGAAUAUGUGUCCGCCGAUGGGGACUCGAGUCGAACGCUGCGAUCUUUGUCCACGGUUAACGCGGAAGACGAGGAGGAUUACGGAACGAUCAUCUCGAACAACGGUUUACUCUACAGACAGACCAAUUUGGUUCAAGCGAUCAGCACGUCCGCAACCACGACGAUGACGUGCGCCGUGUCGACGUGCGACAAUAAAAAUCCAACGAACCGAAGUCCGCUGGAAAACGAUGCUAACAGUACCGAGAGUCUCGCGGCGAACAACGUAGAACCGAUCGGCAGGGUGAACGGAAGUGAAAUGGUACCAAACAAAUUGUUUUCAUCGAGGAUUCACGGUGAGAUUUAUCCUCCCGGAGCGAGACUGGCAGACGGUUACAACAAUACCGGUAGAAUCGUCCAAGGGAAUAAUGCCGGGGAGAGUUGCGUCGGUCUUCUGAGCGACGACGCUUGUGUCGCGUACGCGCGUCAGGGAAACGAAACGUCGCAAACGUCCGCGAGUGUUUAUCAAGGCGAUAGUGUCGAGCAACGCGUCAAUAUGGACGAAAAGAGCCGGCAGCAAGACGGUUACGAUAAUCAGGCCGGCUCGUCGCUUUCUUCGUCCUCGUCUAACGUCGGUGUCAGUGGUGGCGGUAGUGUUGUUGUUGUUGGUAGUGGUGGUAGUGGUGUGGCUAGCUGUGACUCUGUUCGAUCCGAUACCGGUGAAUCGUCGACAUAUAGUAGCUUGAGCAGUCCUGAAAGUCAAAGUCAAUCGGCACACGACGGUUUGUCUACCGCGACGGUUAACGGCGGUGGUUCGUGCGCGCAGCAGGCUGCGCGUCAGCCGCCACUGCCGCGUAUCAACAGUUCCAACAACAAUAACAAUACCGUGCAACAAAAUGUGGUGCUGACGAUGAACGGUAGUGCAGUGAUUACGCAACAGCAGCAACAAACGAUUACCGUGCCACGUGGAUGGAAAAGGAUAUGUACCAACGGGGUCAUCAUUUAUAUCAGUCCAAGCAGCACAGCGCUGGGUUCGCUGGAUCAGCUGAAGGAGUACCUGACGACAGUGGGAACCUGCAAAUGCGGUCUCGAGUGUCCGUUAAGACCUGAACAGGUCUUCAACUUCGACCCUAAGGUUGCAACGCGACCUUGGAGUCCGGAUCAGGGCAAGACGCGGGAGAUGACCAAGCUGUGCAACCAUAAGAGGAAACUUUUGCUCCCAACAACGGCGGCCGGCAGUUCUGUCGCAUCCUGUACACCGACCGUUUCCUCUUCGGCUUUAUCUUCUGGCCAGGCCGCCACGGCGAUCCACGUGAACGCAGACUCGCCCACCUCGCCGGAUAAAGCCAGGAAAGAUGGUCUCAACAAGAAAAAGAAGAGAAAAAUAGGGGGGGGAAUAGGAAACAUUUUUUCCGGAGUUUCGGUCUCACAACUUAUGGCACAACGCGAAAGGGCUAUCGUUGCGGCAUCCGGAGUGCAAGGGUCACCGGUGCCAAAUGGAUCGCAGGUGUGGCCAAUCGCUAUUCCGAAUUUGCAAGUUCAGCAGAGCAAUCAGCAGAUCUGUCAUCAGACAUUAAACUCACCCUUGCAGAAUCAAGACGUAAACGGCUGUGCAACGAGAAAUCCUCAGCAAAGGUUAGGUCAGCAUAACAUGUCGGGGAUGCUAAUGGGAAAUUCGCUGAUCAUGAAUCAGCAGGGCGCUAAUUUUAACAACAUGACUCAGCAGCAGCAACAGCUGCUGCAACAGCAACAUCAACAGCUUAUUCUGCAGCAGCAGCAACAACAACAGCAACAGCUUAUGCAACAGCAUAUAUCCCAACAGCAGCAGCAGCAGCAGCAACAACAGCAACAGUUGUUACCUCAUCAUCAGCAGAUGCAACAUAUGCAGAUUCUACAUCAGCACGAACAGCAGCAACAUCAAAAUACCGUUGUCAAUCAGUUAACGCAACAACAAGCCCCGCAUUAUGUUAAUCAAUUGAAUCAACAAUCGCUACACGUGAUGCAACAACAGGAGCACUUGAAUCAACAGCAACAGCAACAACAAAUGCAUAUGCAGCAAACGCAGAAACACAAGAUGCAGCAGCAACAACCGCAACAGCACAUGACCCAAGACGUUGAACAACAGUCAGGGAGCUACAAUCCUCAACAUUCGUCGGAGAAUUACAUACACCACAUGCAGUCAUCGCAAGUGUCCGCGCAAGUGAUGCAUCAGCAUCAGAUGCAACAGCAAGCCCAGCAACAUCAACCGAAUCAACACGUGAUGCAGGCUCAAUCGGCAGAUCAUUUUCAAAUGCAGAUUCAGCAGUUGCAACAGCAGCAGCAGCAACAGCUUCAGCAACAAGUACCCCAGGUGUGCGUGCAACCUCAGUAUCCUAAUCAACAGUUAAAUCAUCAUUCGUUAGAUGUGAUGCAACAACAACAGGGUGCCGUGAUGAACGCCGCUGAUAUUCAGAACAGGCACAAUCGUGCUCCCUCCGUUACCGACGAGGAUCUAAACGCGAAGCAGAUGCAGCAACAACAACAGCAACAACAACUUCUGUUGCACAAUCAUACUCUACAACGGCAUCACGUGGUACAAAACGGAAACUUACCAAAUAAUUCGCACGACAAUAUGCAACGUAUGUACACGCAGAAUCAGGUUCAGUAUCCUGUAAGGAAUUUCGACACCUCGAAAGGAACCGUUGCCGAUGUUAAACAUCAGCAGCAAUACGCUUUGUCUAAUCUAACGGGAAGGAGCCCGAACACCAAUCAUGCCGUUGAAGCGCAACCUGGAAUGGGACCAAACGGGCAGCCCGGUAACAUGCAUUUCAAUUCGAGAACACCGCCCUGGCAACAGAACCGAUCUGCUUCGGCUUCUCAUCAGCCUUCUCUCGUAACAGUUCAGAACAUCACUUGUAAUUCCUUCGAUCGCGUGCCACCUCUGCAUCAUCACAUUCCACAAGCUUCUACCUGGACCGACGAGGUGGCACGUAAGAAGGCGAAAUCCAGUAAGAUAAUGGUGAAGAAACAACGUCAGCAUAGCGUUACGGAUAUCAGAAGCAACAGUUUGGAUCAAUCAGCGCCGAGUCCGAUCGACGAGUUCAACGAGAAGAAUCAACAAAGUAAUAAUCAGAUAGGUUCGACUGUUAACAGCAGUGGUCCAUCGUUCUUAGAAGAUCCUAGUGGUUACCUCGCGCAGCAAACUGCUCUGCUGAACAGCACGAUAUCGAGGCAGACUGGUGUCAGUAGUUCUCAGGUAGGAAUGAUUAACAAUUCGAAACCACCGCAGACGAAUCACGGGUCACACUUGCCUAACAAUUCUUAUCUUCCACAACCAAAGCCUUCUUCCGGCACCAGCCCGACUAGUACGUCAACGUUUAACUCCGUGAAAAAUCACGCGACCUCCCCCGUUGUUGUGCACAGCAGCAUGACACCAACGUCCAGCAGCGGAGGGACAGAUUCGGAAAGUAGUCCUUGCCAAGGUUGCGUUACCAGUGCUGACACUCAGUCUUACGUGCAGGAUCAGUAUAAACAGCAAAUGCAACGCCAGUACCUGAUACAUUCAGAUCAACGCGAUGAUCCUGUCACGUCGUCUACGUUCGGGGAACAGUAUCAGAAUAAUCAGCAGCAAGCCGAUUCAAGACCCAUUCAAGGCGGUACCGUGAGUACCAGUCAUGGGUCUCCUAUCGGCACGAACAGUCCAGCGAAUUCGGAUACACCAGCUUCGUCUACGCCUGGAAUAUCGCAACCGGCCACUCCGCAAAGUCUCAUUUCGUCUCAGCCUUCGACGCCGCACAGUUACUCGCAACCGCCAACACCUCAUUCGCAUUCUAUGUCUGGUCAAGUGCCAUCUCAACCUCUAACGCCUCAGGCCCAACAGCCAUCGCAGUCUUCGAUGAGUACCGGUGCACAGGAACAGCGUUCCGAAACGCCUUGUUCCGCUACAACCAGCUCAAACGUAGUUCCUUCUAGCACGUCGUCCUCGCAAACGUCCACUUCUACCUCGGACAAUGUGACGUCUCAAAUGGUGAAACGGCAAACUACAAGACAGUCAUCCUUGGACGGUUAUCAGCCGCAUCCUCAUACCGUGAACGCCGUUUCCAGAAUGCCGAUGACUCAUUUCAAUGGUACAUCAUCGGUGAUAACCACAAUGGCGAGUGGACACACGGUCAGCAGUAAUACCAUCACGUCCGUGUUAGCUGGAAGAGCAAAUACCGCCACUGUUUCGAUCAACACGCCUUCCGGGAUACCGAACCCCGCUAUACCAGACAUACUUUCGAAUAAACCUCAGCAUCAAGCAUCGUCGACGGGUCUGACGAAUGUACCAACUACUACCGUGACUACGACUUCCUCGCUUCCGAGUAGUCAACCAUCGAUAGCGGUAAGUGUCUCGAAGUCGCCGUUAGAGAUGGUUCAGAGCGUCGUCAGUAGCAUCCAAGUACCUCAGGCCAGUACCAGUUCACCGGUACAGCCCCAGAAUCAGCAACAGCAGCAACAACAAACGCAGCAGCAUCCUCAGUCCAACGUUCAAGUUCACAACGUUCUAACGUCUGGUGGAAUACUAAAACAUCCUGCUGGAUCGACCUUACCUCCUGGUCAUAUACUGGUGUCUAACGGUGGGCAACUGAUAAUGGCUAGCACGGGAUCAGGUAUCAAUGGAGUAAUGGCACCUCCUCCUCCGAAAAUUAUUUCUAAUUCCAACUCGAUGCCACCUUUGUCGGUUUCGCCCAUGGUUACCAGUGUUACGGGCGCCGUUAGUCAAGUCAUCCCAGCUGUUGGUGUAGCGCAACAAGUGAUAGGGCAACCUACGGUGCUGGUCAACACCAUUCAAACUCCUGUACUUAUACAGCCUGGCGUGAUGACGAUGGACAGUAUAGGUCAGAACGUUCAGAUACCGCAUCUAACGGUCGCGACUGGUAACGUGAUACAAAAUGCCCAGUCGAUUCUGGAUGCGAAUCAGGAUGUCGCGAGAAACGUGAGCGCGAACCAGGGUAUGGUGAAUCGACAACCAGCGCUGCUAUCACCCGAAUCAGCGAUGAGCAAAAAGAAAGCGUACAAAAAGCGAAAGGCAAACCCGCAGACAGUAGCGUCGAUGUUGCACAUUGCUUCCUCGCAACAGAACACCGGCAUGCUGAUGCAGUCGCAGUCGAACUUUGCCCAGCAAAAUUUCCAGACUCAGAGCAUAGGCGGUCCGAUGUUGCAGGCGUUGACCAUCGUGCCAGGGAAAGGUGGAGCUCCCGCCCAAUUGGUAAUGAACGGGCAGGCUGGCACAACAUCGGCACAGUUCAAUGCUCAACAAAUUAUCACCAAUCCUCAACCGGCCCAGCAGAUCAAUCUUCUUCAGCCAGUGAAUCUGUUGAACGGAGCUACCGGAAUGGUUCAGAAUUUCCCUACCAUUCAGCAAUUCAUCGUUCCUGGCAUAGGAAGCAUGGUCAUGUCUGCUGACGGUACAGCGACCUUGCUACAAGACACAGGCAACAUCGGUAUGCAGUUGCAGAUACAAAACGUGAACGGGCAGAACGUAUUAACUCCGGUGCAAAGUCACAGCGGAAUAUUUAAUCCGAGUCAAAGCAUUUUGGCAGCUGGUCCUGCUGGAAUGGUCAUCCGUGCACCGCAGACGGCCGGUGGAAAAAUUAUUCAACAGCAUAGUCCAAGCGCACAAUUCCUAUCGCCGAACAGCGGCCAGUUUCUGGUAAACGGAACAACAUCGUUUGGCAAUCAAUUGAGCCCGAUAGUGGCGAACGUUAGCCCUAAUCAGCAAGUGACUUUCAAUACCUCGCAAGUUAGGCCGACUAACAUGCAGGGCCAACAGGAAUUCAUCCAAAUGAACGGGCAAACGUUAAUGGUACCUUGUGGGACUGCACAAAACAUUGCUGUAUCGUCGGCACCCAAUCAACAAAACACAACUUUCGUUCAACAAAACACCACGAUUGUGCAACAGCAAACGACGAUGGUAUCCAACAAUCAGAUACCUAACUUUCAAGCUGCAGCAUCCAACGGGACGACCGUCGAUCCUUCGUUAAACAUCGAUCACAAUCAGUCGUAUAUUUUAAGUUCUGGAAUGAUUCAAGGAAAGCCGCCUAACUCUCCAAAAAGCAGCGUCAAUUCUCCAUCUUCGGAGCAGAAUAUUGAACAACAACAGUAUGUUCUUGCUAGCAGUAGCACGACUGUUGUCGAGAAAACAGCCCAACAGAAUGACCAGCACAGCCCGCUGAUGGCGAGACAUUCGGUAUCCACUCAGACAGCUGGAAAUCAAGCGAAUAUGGCCCAGUCAGCGAUGAUGAGGCAAGGAUCUCCACCGGACACCACCACGCAUAGUCCAGGGAACAGUCAGAGAUCAAACAGUCCUGCUGUGGAUACCACAACGCAUGGAGCGGCUUCACCAGCACCACCUGCUAGACAUCAUUCAUCAUCCACGCCAAUGGUUCAUUGCGUGUCGAGCAGCGAGCCGGAUUCAGGCGACGUACCAAUCGCCUCGGAGGAUUGGAGGAUUCAAGGUAUCACUACGAAGGAAAUCACUCUUAGCCAGCCGGGUCUUCAUGGGAAAACAUAUGUGGAAUCGACGGUGACUACUGGGAUCCAGAUCUAUACGUCAGAGACGUUGAAGCAAGCGGAAGGUGUGGUGAGCACAGUGAGGUGCGAGGGCAGGGAACAUGCCCUCGGCCGCGGAAUCAAGCGAAAGCUGGACUCCAUCGAUUCCAUGCAUUCUACCCUGCAUGAAGACCAAGAUGUAGCAGAGGCAAAGUCAGAGGAGAAGAACCAGAGGAAACUGGAAGUGGGUGAGCUAGUAUGGGGCGCCGCAAGAGGAAGUCCGGCAUGGCCGGGCAAGGUCGAGUCUUUAGGCCCACCGGGCACCAUGACGGUCUGGGUCCGUUGGUACGGGGGCGGGGGCGGUCGGAGCCAGGUCGAGGUCAAGGCUCUCAAGUCCCUCUCCGAAGGUCUCGAGGCGCACCACCGUGCUCGAAAAAAGUUUAGGAAAAGUCGUAAAUUGAACAUGCAACUGGAGAACGCCAUACAGGAGGCGAUGUCAGAGCUAGACAAGAUGACGGAGUCGAGAAAGGAGCAGAAGACCACUGGUAGGUCCUGCAAAGUGACCGGAAGUAAGGGUUCCGAAAGCGGCGGAGCAUCGAAGUCGGAAGGAAAGAGGUCGUCGAAGAAAUCUGUUGGAUCUGUGAAUCCUGUUACGACGGAACAGAAGCAGUGUCGGUGAUCCACGUUGAUCGAUUUUUGAACCAACCAGCUUAGAUCAUGAUGACAUGUUAUUGUUGAGCUGAUACCAACACGUUGAUUGUCAUGGUGAUAAAAUUAUUUUAAAAAAUGAAACAUUUUGUAUGCUAUCAAAAUUACGUUAUUGUUAGUUGUAAUUAAUAAAUGAAUUACCCUUUUGUUACUAUGGGCGAUUAUAGUUGCCCAUUGUAAAAUUAUUAGUGGGUGUUAUGGACGACUAUAGUCGUAUAUUUCAAAAUAGUAAAUACGUAAUAGAAAUUUUGAUAUGACUAUUACAAACUGAUAUUAAUUUUAUAAAUUAAAGCGCAUGUGCAUUGAAUUGGAGGGGUUAAUGGUUUAUAUUAUCCUAUGCUGUAUUUAGUUGUCGUUAUUUCCACUAUGGCAGUCAAUGUGUUGAAGAUGGUUGUCCUUGAAAGAAGAAAUUUGCGUUAGUGAUCGAGUUUUACAUUGUUUUUAUUGGAUUUGUUGCAGCAAAUGACCGUACUAAUUUGAGACCAUAAAACAAUCUUUGCCUAGAAGUUUUAGAUUGGGUUCGCUAAAAUUGAUAAAAAAUGGAUAAAGGAUUUGAUUCUUUGAUUAACGUGCUAAAUUCAUCAGGAAACAAUUUUGUCAUUAGUUAUGAUGCAUGUUAUUGUUAUUAAAAUUAUUUUUUUUAUAUCUUUUAGGUGAAACUUACAUGUAGGUUUAAAAAUGAUCUUAAUAUUUAUUAUUUAUUAUUAUUGAAAAAUAAUAUAUUUAUCGAACUCAAUGUAAAACUCCUAAGUUUCCCUAAAGCUUUACUGAAAUUAGAAUUAAAUCUAAUUAGAAAAAGAAAUGUAAAAUAAACUGAACUAAUUGUUGUAAAAAUUCUCUUCUGUUGGAGCAAUGCAAAUGUAUCAAAUUUAUAAGCACAGGGCAUUAAGUGAAAUAUAUUUGAAAAUUUGUUUAUUGUGACCCGUUUGAUUAAAAAUCUAGAAGAAUGGAUUUGUGACUUAAAAAAGAAAAAUAUAUUUGCUGUUGCUCCGAUAGAAUUAAAAAACUUCGAAAGUAAAUGUUAAUAAUUUUUCUGACACGCUUUCCCCGUAAGAUAGACAUUCAUUUUUUCUUGUACAUAAACGGUGAAAGCAGCAAAGAAAGCUUUGUAUGUAGAAUGCUGAAAGGUCUUGUCAAUUGAGGAGGGGAAAAAGUCAAUGGAUUGAACCUAUUAAUUAGGCGUCAUUACAUUAUUUACAUUUCAAUUUAUAUAAAAAAUAAGCGACUAUAACAAAUUUUUAUUCAAAGAACGACAUAUGCUUUCAGUCAUUUGUAAACAUAAAAAGCAGAUUAUAAAUUUUGUCGACCUUAGCCCUUCGUCGAUCAGAUUUUGUGAUAGUUUUGUUGGAUUUGAAAAAGUAUAUAAUGCGAGCAAUUACAACUCUCGAAGUAGAGGUGUUGCUUUGAAUGUUACAUUAACAUUCACAGGCAUGAGAAGAGGAAUAAGACUUUGUUUGCGUGUAAUUUACAAGAUGAUCCAAAAAUCGUGCAACCCUUAGAAUUGUUUGUUGCUGUGCUAUGAUAAUAAUUUACUAUAUGGGUUGUGCGACUUCUGGAUCACCCUGCAUAACAAAUUAGAGUCUACGAUUGGGUGUUACGUUUCAAAACGACGAAAACAGAAUCCUGUAUUUCUUUUUGCACCCAUAAUACAAAACUAAGUACGUGUGAUACACGUACUUUAAAUAUUUUUGCGACAUCAGAGUACCUACAGAGAAUCACCAUUUCCAAACGGUCGUUUUUUAGAUGGCUAUACAUAAUGUACGAGGAGGAAUAAUUCUUUUAUUGGGGAUGUUUAACCCUUUUGCUAUGAUCAACGUAAAUGUACAGUAUCCAACGAAGUAGGUUUCCCUAGACAAAAUGACGAUAUAGGGAAAGGAGAAAUUUCCAUAAUUUUAAUUUUGACUAUAUUAAUAUUAAAAGUAAUUUAGAAAAAAAUUAUGUCAUUUUUAAUUAUUAAAUAUUAUAAGAAAUUAGUAUAUAAUUAAGAGAUAUGAAUAAUAAAAUAAAUACCAAUUCAAAUCCUCAUGCGUAAAUGCUUAUACGCAAGUGGUGGGGGGCCCUCUCCCCUGUAUUGUCAUUCUCCCUGGGGCCACCUAUGGAGGAGGAUGGAGGGCCCAGCAAAAGGGAAGCCUACCAUGCUCAGUGCUGUACAUCAGAAGUUAACUAUUAACGACAGACAGAUUUUCUUCAAGGUCAUCAAAGAUAAAGUGAUAAAGAAAUGAUUCAUCAAAUCUUAGCAUUAUUACAAAAUAGACACUAUAGCAAAGGGGUUAAAUACUAUCGUCAAAUUAAAAUUCUUUUUAAUCCUUGUAGCCGAUCAUGGAUUCGGCCUUUUUGAUCCGCGUAAUUAUUUUUUAACAAAAUAUACUUCUUAGACGAUACAAUAGCGUAACGAAGGGAAAGCAAAAUGAUUCUUGUACAUAAGAAAUAACCAAUUAAUUGAGAAUUUUAAUCGAACACACGGUGAAUCUUCACUUUUAACGAGACGACACUUUUUCGAUGCGUUUUGACGUGAAUUCUGUUUAAGAUAAAAAAAAUGGAGGAAUGAGUAUAGAAGGUUAAUGAAACCUUCGUGGAAACACCCUACUUUCCCGUUCACUACGAACGCGUUUUCUUUUUAGCGUAUUUCGAGAGGUAUGAUAGCGUGUAAUUCACCCUUAUUUUUGUAACAUUUCAAACUACACCGCGUGAAUCAUCGCACAAUUUAGCUCCAAGACGCGAUAAAUGUUCCUUUGCAAGCAUGUACGCAUAAAUAUGUACAAAAGCAUACAGAGAAAAUCUUUAAAAAAUAGUAGGAUAUACGUAACGAAUAUCAAAUAGAUAUUUUUCCUCUUUUUUUUUUGACCGAUCGGGAACCCAUUGUCCAGGAUAAGAUAUAUUCGAUCCUGGAUAAUUUUUUAAUCAACGCAUUGCUUACUAAUCAGAUUUAUUUUCAAGAUUUUUUACCCCUUCACUGCGGACGACGUAUACUCCUGAUCAGAUCAGGCUCUCCCAGAGAACAUUAUUCGGAAUUUGAAGUUGUAUACUAAAUUUUAUAAUGUUUAAUAAUUAAAAAUUAGGAUUUUUUUUUAAAUCACAUUUAAUAUUAAUAUCGUCAAAAUCGAGAUUUGGAGAACCCUGCUCCUGUGAAUUGUUUCCCUUUUAAUUAAAAAAUUUUGUUUGCAUUCUUUUUCCCAUUUACCGCAUUCAAAGUAAUAAUAUUUUUGGUUUCAUAUUAUUUAAAAUAUAAGUUAACGUUGAACCAUAACAGGUAUUAAAUAAAAUGCAAUUAUUACUCAGUAUAUUCCACAGCGAAAGGGUUAAGUAUCCAAAGUGUUAAUAAAGUAUUCGAAAUAACCAAGUAAUUGAAAUUAGUAACAGUAAUGGCAUCUAUAUAACUUUGGUUACAACAUUUUGCUAUUAAAAUUACUUAAAAAUUGUUAACAUUUAGUAAGCAGUGUUUUCAAAGCGAACAGAUAACAGACAGACAAUAAGAAAUGAUGCAAGUAUCAAAAGACAAAGAGGUUCGCGCGAAUUUUAUUUAACAUCCAAAGGAUUUUCGAACAGUUUUUUAGAUGCUGUCGAUUAUUCGUUGCUAAUACUAUAAAUAUGUGCGAAAUGAACAAUUGACCUUUUGUAAGAAAGAAAGCGUACAUUAUACAAAAUUUAUAUGUAUUUUGCAGAUUGUCUUUUGUAACUGCUUGAAAUAUUUUAUCAUAGAAAGGACCUGAAAGGUUUCUGAAUAUAAUAUUCUCGUAUAAAAUGUUCGAAACUACAGAGGACCAAAAUCAAUCACUCAAUGACAAAUGUUGCUUUCAUAGUAAAAAAGAAAAUGGUAAUAUAUUCAUUAACUUUGAGAAUUAUUAUUCGAAAUUAUAUUUUAGACGAAAUAGUUCAGUACAAUUAUGACCAGAAUAACAUGAACAGAAUAUAAAAUAUCUAUAGAUACAAAUUUUUUUCUUUCAAUGGUUAAUAGAAUUAGGAAAAUCAAGCAAUAGUAGAUUCAGUUUUAUCCUGCACAAAUAGUUCCACGAUGAGUUAAGUUAUUCCAUUAUAAGCCCACUAAAAUUCUAAAUGCAAGGACCACUAACGUUUAUGCUGUACAAAUGAAAAAAAAUUGGAAUGUGUUUUAACCCUUUCGCUAUUAUCACAUUUCGAUAAAUAGCAAACAUGUAAUAUCUCUAAAACUACAAUUAAAAAGAAAUAACGGGUACAGUAACAAUAUACCUCACUGUAAAUAAAAUUGUACGAGCAAAAUUAUUUUAUUCACGUGUUAAAUUAGUAUAAUUUAAUAUACAAGUUUUCCCAUGAUAGAGUGAAACGAUAUCCAAUCAAAAUGCAUUCCUAUGCAUCGAUGCUGCAAUUGCAGCUUUUCUUUAAACAAAAUCUUAUAGAUGUUUCUGGCUACUCUAAUAAAAACAACUACUAAAAUACUUGUGCCUUAAAACUAUUAAUUCAAAAGUUACAUCAAUUUUAAGUUUCAUUAAUUAUAUCGCUGUCUGAAUUAUCAUUCGUAUGGAGUUAAGAAUUCCAGGAUCAUCAAUUAAAAAUAAUCAAAUCUAUAAUUUUAAUAAUUUCAUUUUAUAAUUUAUUUCAAUCACACAGGACACCUUGUAUAAACGUACAAAAGCGAUUAUUAUUAAAACUGUAAUAGUGAAAGGGUUAAAGUGCAACCGCGUUCCCUUUUCCCCAUAGCAACGAGUAAUCGUCAGGAUUUGAAUCCGCAAAAAAUUCACACAUUCUUCUUCUUAAUUUCCUAUCUGAAUAAGUUAUUCACGCGCCUCUAACGAACGACGGUACAUCAAAUGAAAUCAAAAGCUCGCGACAAAGACGGAUGUGUCGUCGGGCCACUCCUCGUGCAGGUUUAAAAUCCAAAAGUAGGUUCCCAAAAAGGCGUAAACGACGAGAAGAGCAAUGUGCAAAAUAACCACCGAGGUUACCAUUAGAGAACCUUGGAAAUGACCAAAAGCAUCAUGAGUCAGAUUCGUAGAUCAGUGGCGAAAGACAUAUCACCGGCCGCGGAUGACGAUUCGGGGGUGAAGGUUUCAAGUAAAUGGCAAAAUAGGGGAUGAAAGGAGAGUUGUCGAAGCAAUUGUCGGGAUCGUUUGAAAGUGAAACGGCUGGCAUCGCUAUACACACACACAUGCAUACAUACAUACACACACACACACACACACACACAAAAUGGGACCGUUUUAAAAAUAAGACAAUUCUAAUUUUAUCACUCGAUUUCUUCGCCCAGUCGGUGGCCCACGUGGCGGGAUAUGAUUCCGUUUCGUGGUAUCUUCGCUAGUUUCGUUAAAUCGAUCCCGAACGGAAUCGAUUGAACACGAAAUUUAUAUAUAUAUUAUAUAUAAAAUGAAACCAGUAAAGACUUACCUCAAUAUAAUGUAAUUGUACGCAAGAAUCAAACGUCUUUAUGAAUCGAGUGUACGUAUAAAAUGUAGAGCCAACGUCCUUUGUAUAUUUUCCGUACUGUAAAUAAUUAUACAUAACGCCUUAUCCGGUAAUUAUUGCUGUACGAUAACCGUCGACCUGCGCAUUAUUUAAUAUUUAUGCGAUCCCGGAGAGAUAAAGAAAUAUUAAUCGCGGAAAAAGCGACGCGCGUCGGGGACGAAGCUUUCAUUGGAGAAAGAUGCGUGUGCGAGUGCUUCCGUUGUGGAUGAAUUUAUUAUUAAUUUCUUUUCUCCUAUUGCUUCGGAGAAUUGUCAAUUUUGCAAACAUCAAUUUUGUACAUAAUACGUUUCUCUUUUAUCCAUUAUCGUGUUGGUACCUUGAAACGGUUGGAGUAGUUCGUAGCUAUUGUUUGUAUAUUAUUGUAAUUUGUCUAAUUUGAUCGUUUUGUUAGCUGUUAGUUGAUCCGAUUAAUUAAUCAUUGUCCGAUAUGUGUUUCUUGGAUUUGAAAUUUGUUUUUCUAUUUUUUUUUCUUUCGUAGGGAGGAUCAAUUUUUAGCGGAAAAUAAAUGCAAUAAACACACAGGUCUACAUUAUUAUUAACUGUUGUAAUUUUAUUUCUAUUCGGCGUAUCGUUGUUCGUCGGGGUAUCGCGUGAAUUCGUUUCGAUCGGAAUGAAAUCUUUUUUUGACCCGCGUUGCUUUUUCUUCAAUCGAAUCGAGCAUCGAAUUAACGAACGCAAAAAAGAAUCGCCAUCACGGUGAUUUGGGGAAAAGAAAGGCCUAUGUUGAUCGACACUGUGUAUCGUUAUCAAUUUUAGUUCUUCUGCAACUGGCGAACGGGUACGAUGAAAAAACAGUUCGUUGAUACGCGUUUUAUUAACCGCGGGAAAGAAAUUAUUUCGAGAACUCUAUUAUAUCGGUAGUUAUGAAAGUGUGACUGAAAGAGGCACGAGUUCUUCGACAGAUAUUUAUUAUUAUUUAUCAAAGACGAAAAUAAAAAUUGUAGUUAUAUUUAACGGAACGUUUCGUUCGCUUGUUAUAUUUUCAAAGAGAUUAAGAGAAAAAUGCGCGCGGCGACUUUUGUUCAUUGUCGCGUAAUUGUACAGUGAAAGAGACUGCGUGUGAUAGAUGCGAGUGAAGAUGUUAGUGAAAACAAAAGUAAGAGAAACAGAGUGGCAGAAUGUGAACGAGAAAAAGAAACGUACGAAAAUGCAAAUUUCUGGCGAACGAACAUAUAGUUUUAAGAGGCACCAAAAGAAAAAAGAAAAAAAGAAGAAUGUAAGUGAAACUGAAAACUAAUUAAACUUGGUAGGACAAACGAUUUAACCGUGAUUACGAUUACCGAA
Messenger RNA from Osmia bicornis bicornis, 16326 nucleotides. RefSeq names its product mucin-19-like. The record is from RefSeq and is a predicted model, not a curated record. Gene Ontology annotation, cellular component: nucleus; chromocenter. Lineage: Eukaryota; Metazoa; Arthropoda; Insecta; Hymenoptera; Megachilidae. Gene Ontology annotation, molecular function: chromatin binding; DNA binding. The transcript is spliced from 9 exons. The coding region runs from base 1982 to 9577 and encodes 2531 amino acids.